Molecule: messenger RNA, 1607 nt
Organism: Pomacea canaliculata
Lineage: Eukaryota; Metazoa; Mollusca; Gastropoda; Architaenioglossa; Ampullariidae
Exons: 5
Coding region: 510-1403 (297 amino acids)
Source: RefSeq, a predicted model, not a curated record
GAACCCAAGCACAACUGUCCAGAAAUGGUUCUUGAAGGGUCCAGUAUCAACUGCACGUGCUAUACAUCAAAAAUUGGGAAUCCUCCUGCACACAUUGGGUGGUCUGAAUCAAAUGACGAGUAUCUGGUUGUGGAAAAUAUUGGUAGAGGAAGAAGUGGCGCCAAUUUUACUUGCAAGCUUUUGUGGGGAGUCAUCAGUAAGGAAACGAUAUACACCGUUAGAGUAAUGAGUAAGUAACGUUUUUUUUGGGGGGGGUUUACUUACUGCUCCAUUGUUUGGCAAUUAUUUUAGUUUCGAUGUCACCAUGUAUAUCUUUUUCUUUUGUUCUGUCAGUUAUACAUCUACGCGAUAGAUUUUACUAUUGCAUAUGAAAAAAAAUGUCCGACGUUUUCGAAUAUGCUGCCAUUUUUUUUAAGUAUUUUUUUUUACUUUUAAACAAAAAAAAUCAAAGAAUCAAACUAAAUGCCUUGAUUUCCCCAUCCUCCAUGUUAGCAAAGUAAAAUUACGAAAUGGAUUUACAACUGUUUUUAAGUGGUCCAUCGGGAAUGGACAUCAGAAGCUACACGGGGACAUCGGAAGAAAGUACAGAGAUUGUGUUAGUAUGUACUGCAAUAGAUGUUUACCCUUCAGCCGUGUUUGUCUGGAACAUCACGUGUGACAACACGACUGACAGCACGAAUACCAGCACGUGUACUUUCUUUACAAAGACUGAAGAAGUCGAGAUGAUAGUCGAGUGCACAGCAAGCAACAGUGUGUUUGAGAAUGUGUCUUUAUCGGCGAUUUACGUGGUACAUAUUUCAGACGGGCAUGCUGGCUAUGGAAUCUGUGCAGGAAAAAAACAGUUUGAUGAUAUAUUGAUAAUAAGCGGGAUUUCUGCUGCCGUUGUUGUCGUCAUUGGAGCUGUUAUCUUCGUCUGCAUCAUCAAGCAGAGGCGAGUCUUCAGCAAGCGUAAGACAACAACUCCUGUUGUACACUACACCGCGCCAUCGGGUGACCUGUACACGAUCGUUGGUACAAGGAUAAGAAACCACGGCGAUAAUGAGAAUAUCGCAAUUUGUGAAACAAUCGAGACUCGACUAUCUAGAACAGAGCAUAUUGGGUGUGAUGAGGCUAGGUCACAACCUCACAAGACGGACGAAACAAGAAAACCUCUAAAACCAAAAAGAAACCUAAAGCCAAUCAGAACAGAGGUUACCUAUUCGAAUGUCCCUGAAAUGUCAGCUCAUUCUUGUGUGGACGUUUAUCAUGACGAUCUCUGGACGACCUCUGGGUCGACUGAACCUGAUACAACCAAAACUACUGCAGCAGAGAUUGCAAAUGACGAAUAUAAUGCCCUACAUUUCCAUGUGAACUGUUCAGAACAUCAACAGGACGACACUUACUACAGCCACCUUAACCUUUAGUAGCAACUACAUUGAUUCGCGCUAUCAUCGCUUAGUUUGGAUUAUUUCUACCGAAAUUGUGACAAGGAAAAACAUCGUAUAGCUUGUUAACAGCCAAUGAUAAGCAAAUUAUUUGCUUUCUUCACAGUGUUUGUUAAAAUGGAAGCAAACUAACAAAGAAAAGUAAAUAAAUGUACCAUAUGCAUUGAAAAAGUUCAUUUUAAA